AUCUAUAUUUCAUACAUACAUAAAUAUAUAAAAUAUAGAUAGAGCAUUGUCUUAAGGUAAUAUUAGCUGAGAUAAAAUUUUUCUUUUCCACGCAUGCAUGAUCGCGAUACGAUAUGUAUUUUCUUAUCUUAUUUAACGGUUAUCUUUUAAGAAGACGAUGCUCCAGCUUACAUUUAAUAUAGCUAUGAUUUGUAUUCAAUGCUGUGUGUGUAAUAAACCUUUUUGUCUCUUUGAUACGAAUAAUUUAUAAAUUGCCUUAAGACAGUUUAAAAAGUUUUAAAGAUAAAAUGAGAUACGUAUUAUACGUUUUCCAAUUAUAUUUACGAUAUAUAGUUGGAAAAUUGUUCCUAUCAGGAAAAUAGUUAAUGAUUACUAAUAAGAUAAUUACUAUAGAUCAAUUUUUUUUAUUACUAGAAUGCAUAUAAAUGACGUACAAAACAUGAGAAUAUAAAAUCUCAAAAAUGUAAAAAUGAUCAGAAUAAGUCUUUUCAUGUUAUGUUGUAACAAAAAAAAUUUUUGACCUUAUAUUAAUCUAUAUUGCAUAUUUUAUUUUUAUUUACACAUCUUAUACAUUUUUGUUAUUAAUACUUUUGUAUUAAAAAUCCAAUAACAUUUCCAAUACAUAUAGACAAGAAAUAAAGUUACACCAAGCAAUUUAUGGAACCAUGCAACAACAACACUCUAUCAUUAGGGUAAUGAGAUAAAUUACAUUUUCGUGUUAGAUAAGCGGCGAUGCGCUUAUAAAUUUAGGUGCGAAGAUUGCACGCGACGUUCUUAAUAUCUGAAAAUCGUGGAAGCAACAUGGCGCAAAUCAAUGUUGCUUUUUCGCUAUUAUGUGUUCUGUGCGGCAUAACGUUCUCUUUUGCCUUCGUUUUCGAGGACUGCGGUUCGGAGAUAGGAAAGAUGACUUCGGUUUCGAUUUCAACUUGCGAUGUGGCCGAUGAGAAAUGCUCAUUUCCUCGUGAAAAAAAGAUAGAUGUAGCUGUCAAAUUUAUACCAAGCAUUGAUGUUACGGAUGUCAAAGCAUAUGCAUUUGGUGUGUUGAUGGAUGUGCCUAUACCCUUUCCCCUAGAAAAACCUGAUGUCUGUAAGGAUCCGAAUUCUGGGCUUAAAUGUCCUUUAAAAAAAGAUCAGGAGGUUGAGUAUAAAAAUUCAUACGUCCUGGAGAAGAAAACGCCCACGUUGAGCAUCGAUGUUAUAUGGGAAUUUAGAAACGACAAGGACCAAAAGAUUAUGUGUAUAAAAUUCCCGGCGAGGGUUGUAUAAGAGUAUGGAAUUUUUGUAGCGAUUAUGACAGAUUAUUCAAGUGAACACGUUACCUAUACAUUAGUUUCUAAAUAAUAAAUCUCGCUACACUUUCAAUGCAUGUUGAUGCGAAUUUCACUUAUUGUGAAAUUAUGAAAAUAAUAAACAAUAGAAAAAAAUUCUUGAUAA
Monomorium pharaonis (pharaoh ant) is the source of this 1434-nucleotide messenger RNA. Its product is annotated as NPC intracellular cholesterol transporter 2 homolog a. Gene Ontology annotation, biological process: sterol transport. Gene Ontology annotation, molecular function: sterol binding. Bases 802 to 1266 code for a protein of 154 amino acids. The record is from RefSeq and is a predicted model, not a curated record. The transcript is spliced from 4 exons. Lineage: Eukaryota; Metazoa; Arthropoda; Insecta; Hymenoptera; Formicidae.